AUGUCAUGUCAAAUGGAACAUGCCAUGGAAAAGAUGAUAUUCAUGUUUCACAAAUUUGCUGGGGAUAAAUGCUACUUAACGAAUGAGGACCUAAGGGUGCUCAUGAAAAAGCAAUUCUCUGGAUUUUUGGAAAAUCAAAAAGAUCCUUUGACCAUGGACAAAAUCAUGAAGGAUCUGGACCAGAGCCGAGAUGGCAAAGUGGGCUUCCAGAGUUUUCUUUUGCUCACUGCUAGGCUCACCAUUGCAUGCAUUGACUAUUUUAUAGUACAUAUGAACCAGAAGAGAAAGAAGCAGAAGUAG
This is a messenger RNA of Chrysochloris asiatica (Cape golden mole), 300 nucleotides long. Its product is annotated as protein S100-A10-like. Lineage: Eukaryota; Metazoa; Chordata; Mammalia; Afrosoricida; Chrysochloridae. The coding region runs from base 1 to 300 and encodes 99 amino acids. The transcript has a single exon. Gene Ontology annotation, cellular component: cytoplasm. Gene Ontology annotation, molecular function: transmembrane transporter binding. The record is from RefSeq and is a predicted model, not a curated record.